This is a messenger RNA of Lemur catta (Ring-tailed lemur), 2304 nucleotides long. RefSeq names its product zinc finger protein 850-like. NCBI's taxonomy places the organism in Eukaryota, Metazoa, Chordata, Mammalia, Primates, Lemuridae. Gene Ontology annotation, molecular function: DNA-binding transcription factor activity, RNA polymerase II-specific; RNA polymerase II cis-regulatory region sequence-specific DNA binding. The annotation marks the transcript as partial. The record is from RefSeq and is a predicted model, not a curated record. Gene Ontology annotation, biological process: regulation of transcription by RNA polymerase II. The transcript has 5 exons.
UGUAAUGAAUGUGGCAAAGCCUUUAAACGUAGCUCACACCUAACUGAACAUCAGAGAAUUCAUACUGGAAGCAAACCCUACACUUGUAAAGAAUGUGGCAAAGCCUUUAGUUAUACAUCAAAUCUUACUGAACAUCAGAGAAUCCACACUGGAGAGAAACCCUACAAAUGUAAAGAAUGUGGAAAAGCCUUUAAACGUAGCUCAAACCUAACUCAACAUCAGAGAAUUCAUACUGGAAGCAAACCCUACGAUUGUAAAGAAUGUGGCAAAGCUUUUAAUUAUAGGUCAAAUCUUACUGAACAUCAGAGAAUCCACACUGGAGAGAAACCCUACAAAUGUAAAGAAUGUGACAAAGCCUUUAAGCGUAGCUCACACCUAACUGAACAUCAGAGAAUUCAUACUGGAAGCAAACCCUACACUUGUAAAGAAUGCAGCCAAGCCUUUAAUUAUAGGUCAAGUCUUACUGAACAUCAGAGAAUCCACACUGGAGAGAAACCCUACAAAUGUAAAGAAUGUGGCAAAGCCUUUAAACGUAACUCACACCUAACUGAACAUCAGAGAAUUCAUACUGGAAGGAAGCCCUAUAAAUGUAAAGAAUGUGGCAAAGCCUUUAGUUAUACAUCAAAUCUUACUGAACAUCAGAGAAUCCACACUGGAGAGAAACCCUACAAAUGUAAAGAAUGUGGCAAAGCUUUUAAACGUAACUCACACCUAACUCAACAUCAGAGAAUUCACACUGGAAGCAAACCCUACAAUUGUAAAGAAUGUGGCAAAGCCUUUAAUUAUAAGUCAAGUCUUACUGAACAUCAGAGAAUCCACACUGGAGAGAAACCCUACAAAUGUAAAGAAUGUGGCAAAGCCUUUAAGCGUAGCUCACACCUAACUGAACAUCAGAGAAUUCAUACUAGAAGCAAACCCUACACUUGUAAAGAAUGCGGCCAAGCCUUUAAUUAUAGGUCGGGUCUUACUGGACAUCAGAGGAUCCACCCUGGAGAGAAACCCUACAAGUGUAAAGAAUGUGGCAAAGCCUUUAAACGUAGCUCACAUCUAACUGAACAUCAGAGAAUCCACACUGGACAGAAACCCUACAAAUGCAAAGAAUGUGGAAAAGCCUUUAAAUGUAGUUCACACCUAACUCACCAUCAGAGAAUUCAUACUGGAAGCAAACCCUACAAUUGUAAAGAAUGUGGCAAAGCCUUUAAUUAUAGGUCAAGUCUUACUGAACACCAGAGAAUCCACACUGGAGAGAAACCCUACAAAUGUAAAGAAUGUGGCAAAGCCUUUAAGCGUAGCUCACACCUAACUGAACAUCAGAGAAUUCAUACAGGAAGCAAACCCUAUGAUUGUAAAGAAUGUGACAAAGCCUUUGUUUAUAAGUCAAGCCUUACUGAACAUCAGAGAAUCCACACUGGACAGAAACCCUACAAAUGUAAAGAAUGUGGCAAAGCCUUUAAACGUAGCUCACACCUAACUCAACAUCAGAGAAUUCAUACUGGAAGCAAACCCUACGAUUGUAAAGAAUGUGGCAAAGCCUUUAAUUAUAGGUCAAGUCUUACUGAACAUCAGAGAAUCCACACUGGAGAGAAACCCUACAAAUGUAAAGAAUGUGGCAAAGCCUUUAAGCGUAGCUCACACCUAACUCAACAUCAGAGAAUUCAUACUGGAAGCAAACCCUACACUUGUAAAGAAUGCAGCCAAGCCUUUAAUUAUAGGUCGGGUCUUACUGGACAUCAGAGAAUCCACACUGGAGUGAAAUCCUACAAUUGUAAAGAAUGCGGCAAAACCUUUAAUUAUAGGUCAAGUCUUACUGAACAUCAGAGAAUCCACACUAAAAUCCAUAGUGGAGAGAAACCCUACAAAUGUGAAGAACGUGGGAAAGCUUUUAACCGUAGUUCACACGUAACUCAACAUCAGAAGAUUCAUACUGCAGAAAAAUUUCAGAAAUGUAAAGCAUGCAGUAAAUCUUUUACUCUUCCUUCAAGUCUUAUUGAGCAUCUAAGGAUUCAUACUGGAGGAAAACCAUAUAAAUGUAAUGAAUGUGGCAAAGCUUUUACUCAUUCUUAUGGUCUUAUUGUGCACCAGAGAAUUCAUACCGGAGUAAGCUCCUAUAUAUGUAAAGAAUGUGGCCUGUCCUUUAACCAGUCUUCAACUAUUAGACAAUGUGACAGAAUUCAUUCUGGAGAGUGCUGGUUUGCUAGUUCGGUGCAGACUCCAGACCUCUUUUGUGAAGUUGCAGCUGAAGAGACUUCAGGCUCCGCUGAGGCGGAGGAAGAGCCUGAGUCAAGACUGAGAGCAGAGGAUUGA